Molecule: messenger RNA, 1083 nt
Organism: Camellia sinensis
Lineage: Eukaryota; Viridiplantae; Streptophyta; Magnoliopsida; Ericales; Theaceae
Source: RefSeq, a predicted model, not a curated record
UUUUCUUUUUUUUAAUCUAAUCUAAUCAAAGCCUGCCCCCUCGUGAUUCGUGCAAGUGAAUUUUAAUUGAACGAAUUACGAUUUUUUUUUUUUUUGUGUGGCAAUUAGUUCACGUCUUUUUCCCUCUUUUGCAGGCAACACGCAAGGCGUCAGAGUUUGUUUGAAGGAAGCAUGGAAAAGACACUUGAAUAUCUUCGACGUGACGAGAGGAAUGUAUUGGAUAAAUCUGGUCCGAAAAUAAUUCGGCACAAACCUAUCACUGCUUUAUUGUCACCUACCGAGUUGGACCCCUAUAUCCCUUUACAUACGGCUUCCGAAGACUUGGUCUAUACAGGAAUUCGAAACUGCUGUGAGAUUCUCGAGAAAGGGCACUCCAAAUCAAUCGGUUUAUUCCCUGUCUCAAUCCUCCGUCCAUUUUCUGAAGACCUUGACUGCUCUGAAUUUAAUACUCUUCUUAAGAGAAUGAAACAUGAAAAAUUGAAGUGGGAUAAUUCUUUUAUUGUUCGCGGUAUUUCUACCCAUUUGCAAUCCCCUAUAUGGAUUUUUUGGUUGAAUGACGUUCUUUCCACAUUUGCCCCUAUUUUGAAGAAGUGUGGAAUUUAUGCUGCAAUCUAUGUAUCCCAAUUUGCUUAUGCUAGGAAUGUUGCCCUGCUCAAAGGAUUCUUAGAGCGGUGGUCACCCGACACCAACACUUUCCACACCAUUUACGGCGAACUUGGGAUCUCGUUAUGGGACCUCCAUCGCAUUAGCGGGCUCCCCAUUUGUGGCGAGUUUUAUGAAGAGUUCACCCUCUCCAAUGACAUUUUAUAUUCGUCUCAGACAUCCAAGGCGUGCCGUGGGCUUUUCAACAUUUAUGCCAGCUCUUGUCAAUCCAAGAAGUUUAACCACUGGACUUUCAAAUUCAUUGACGAAUCCCCAACUUCAAUUAGUGGUUUUCAACGAAAAGAUAGAAUUCCUGAUAAUGUGUAUCUUUCUGGUUUUUUGACAAGCUGGCUUAGCAGAUUUGUCUUCCCUCAUUCUUCGGGGAAAAUUCGUCCGACGACCUUUCAUGUAGCCACCAAAAUGACAGGUGGAACUUGGUAA